GAUUCCUCUCUGCGAGCUCGACGAAAGGCUGCGCCUGCGUCCAUCAGCAUGAAGAAUCAUGAGCGAUUCUACCCCACAAAGACUGUCGUCCAGCGUCGAGUAUCCUUUGCGGGAACAGAUUUUGAUGAUGACACCGAUUUUGAAGCCAGUGAUUCUGAUGAAGAGUCUCUGAGGCAAAGCAUGAUAUCGCUUGCUCAUGAAAGUACCACCACCGCAUCAUCGCCAGAUGUCCCAACCCCUAAUGAAGCAAAGAGGCCCCCUCCUCUAAACCUUGAGAAGGCUUCGCUGGUUCGGGGACCAAAUGGCCCACAUCUAUUCCGAGAUUCUCGAGGAUCAUCGAUCUAUGAGCCAUCAACGGCUGAGAUUGACCUCUAUUUUGAGCGAUCUCCGUUACAAAGCGAAUUUACUCGCUCCGUUGACACGCCCAAUCAGUUUCCUUUCUCUCCGAAUACUCCCCACCGCUUCCCCUUCUCUCCAAAGACCCCUAAGGCUUUCACAACGGUUCACCCUGAUGUAUCCCAGGUGGAUGAAGAGGAGAUCAUGAUGUGGAAACCCAGCCAGGUCGCACAUUGGUUGCAUGUCGCUGGUUACAACGACCUUGUAAUCGAGAAGUUCGUUAUAAACGAUAUCAACGGAACUGUUCUUCUCAGUCUGCAGAUUGAUGAUCUGAAGGAGUUGAACAUCCACUCUUUUGGCAUUCGACACCAGGUUAUGGCUUCAAUUAACCAUUUGAAGGCCACAAUGCACAGAGGUGGUAUGAUCCAUCCCGAGCCCUCACUAUCAGGGGCCUCGUUGUCUCAGACUUCGGAAUCACGUCGUUCAAUGUCUCUUGCUUCAGAGUCUCACGGUCCCUCGGCCGCUAAGCGAUGCUCUUAUGCUAUGUCCGUAUCUCCCAAGGGUGAGAUUCUUUCUCACCACUUCCAAGGACAUCCUGGCAACCAACAAGCAGCCGACGCUGUCUCUAUUGUGGGCAUUGAACAACUCCUUCCCAAGCCCCACAGCUGCUCAAAGGGCGAAAAUUGCUCCAAGUUUCAGCGCCGUCAGCGCAAACUUGAGAAGCUCAAGGCUGAAUUUCCCGAUGCCUUCAUGCAAGAUGGAGCUAUAAUUGCUGGCAGUCCUGGAAACCCAGAAACUGCCAGGAACAUGCUCCGGCCUUACUCCGAUGCUCAGCCCUCGGUGGUUGCCUCGUCUGCUGUGUUUGGUCCUGGAUCAGGACCCGGGCUUUCUGAGGCUGCUCUCAGCGAGAUCCAGAAAUUGGAUCCUCGCGAAACAAUCCGUAACUUCCUCAACUACCAGCACGUUGAUGGAGCUCAACCUACACUGGAUACGUCUAACCUGCCACCGCUUGACCACUAUGGCAUCUACUCACCACCUGAGGAGUUCUCAAGCAAUAUGGCUGCAAAGCUACGCAACCUUCCGAACUUGACCAUCCCGUCAAGUCCCAAUACGGAAGACAUGACAACUGCCGUGACUACUAACCCUCCCACUGCCGGGGGCUUUGGAUCACCCACAGCGAUCCAACAAUACGGCCCUUUCUCAAAGGCAAGCGAGAUUGAAGCUUGCCGCCAGGGCACUCCAUUCUCAGAGAUGGAUGUACCCAUCACCGCUUUCCCCAGCGGACCAAUUUGCCGUGAUGCCUCGCAGUCUGUUCCCCCAGACAUGCAGUACCGUCCCAAUGCAUUAAACAACGGGCCCUCGUACCCACCCUACCGUGAGCCUAUCGCACGCACUCAGACCACUCGUCCCCGUGCUACGUCAACCCUAAACAGCGUUCAAGAAGGCAAGGCCUUGGGUCCCAUUGAAACCCCAGACGAUCUGCACCGCAGUCCCCGAAUGUUGCAAAACGGGUACGUGAACCCCAAGUCAUCCCUAGCUACAGACCCAGAUGUCAGCCACGCUGGCUACAUGAAGAAGCGCAACAAGCCACACCUUCUUCGUCACGACUGGCAGAACGCCCACUUCACGCUGCGCGGCACCAAUUUGGCCAUGCACAAGGAUGAAGUCGAAGCGCACCGCCUGUCUCUUGCUCUGGACAACAUCGAUGUUGAUGACUACUCCGUUGCUUGCUCGUCGCUGACGACUAGCUCCAAGCUCAGCGCUGGAUUCAAGAAGAACAUUCUACGCAUGGGCAAGAACUCAGGCAAGGAUGACACUGCCUUUUCCUUCUCACUUAUCCCAGCUUCCAAGGAGAAUGAGAAGAAGGCUCUCUUCGGUCACAAGGAUGGCAUCAAGACACACCAUUUUGCCGUCAAGUCACGCGAAGAGCGCAUUGACUGGAUGCGUGAGCUUAUGCUCGCGCGGGCCCUGAAGAAGGGUAAGGAGAACAACGAUGAGGUUCUCAUUAAUGGAAACAUGAUUUAA
Penicillium malachiteum is the source of this 2361-nucleotide messenger RNA. Its product is annotated as SAM and PH domain-containing protein. The record is from RefSeq and is a predicted model, not a curated record. The annotation marks the transcript as partial. The transcript has 2 exons. Lineage: Eukaryota; Fungi; Ascomycota; Eurotiomycetes; Eurotiales; Aspergillaceae. Gene Ontology annotation, molecular function: protein binding.